Molecule: messenger RNA, 747 nt
Organism: Staurois parvus
Lineage: Eukaryota; Metazoa; Chordata; Amphibia; Anura; Ranidae
Source: the annotation of a GenBank genome assembly
GAAGCUGAUGAUUUGCUUCUCUUUAGGAACCGUGUUGGAAUGUUCCAACUCUUUCUCAAAGUAAUUCGUAAUGAAAACCUAUUUGGAUUAUGGAAAGGAGUCUCUCCGUCCUUUCUACGAUGUAUUCCUGGAGUUGGCAUUUACUUUAGUACCCUCUAUUUCCUGAAACAACAACUUUUCUCAGUCAAGGAGAUCAGCCCUCUGGAAUCAGUUUUUUUGGGAGCAGGAUCCAGAACAGUGGCAGGAGUUUGCAUGUUACCCUUCACUGUCAUAAAGACUCGUUUUGAGAGUGGUAACUACAGCUAUAAAAGUGUAUUUGGUGCCAUGGGGAGCAUAUACAGGACUGAAGGUGCUCGCGGCCUGUAUAGUGGUCUUACUGCCACACUGCUCAGAGAUGCUCCUUUUUCAGGCAUCUAUCUGAUGUUUUACACACAAGCCAAAAGAUUUGCUUUUCAGAGAAAUAUUGACCAAACCUUCACUCCCAUAAUGAACUUCAGUUGUGGUAUCAUGGCUGGUAUCCUUGCAUCCAUAAGCACCCAGCCAGCUGAUGUCAUUAAAACUCGUAUGCAGCUUUCUCCAGAGAAGUACCGCUGGACUGGUCAUGCUGCCUACUCUAUCUACAAGAAUCACGGUUUGACUGGAUUCUUUAAUGGGGGUCUACCUCGAGCAUUACGUCGAACCCUCAUGGCAGCAAUGGCAUGGACAGUAUAUGAAGAAAUGAUGGAAAAAAUGGGACUGAAGUCUUGA